Effrenium voratum is the source of this 2555-nucleotide messenger RNA. The record is from the annotation of a GenBank genome assembly. Lineage: Eukaryota; Dinophyceae; Suessiales; Symbiodiniaceae.
GUGAGAACCAGUCAAAGGCCGCUGCCCUCAGCCAUGGCCGAAGCCGAAAAGGGCGACAACGGCGAGCCGGCUGAGGUUGACGGCGGUACCCCUUCGCCGGAGAGAAGAGGAAAGGGCCCGGGCAAGGGGCCGCCCUUGCCCAAGGGGCCGCCCUUGCCCAAGCCGCAAACACGGCCCAGCGGCAGCGGUGCCCAGGCAGGCGCCCCGCAGCCGCAGCCCGCAUCCAGUUCCUCGGCAUUCUUCACCUUCAAGCGACCGCAGCAAGUGUCCUCGGCAGGGGUGAUCAGCUUGUCGGGGGAGGCGGUCCACAAAGAUCUGGCAAUCUUGGUGCGGCACCUCACCGACUCGGGCCGGCACCAGCAGGAGCUUCGCAUAGACCAUGCCCUCCUGAACCUUGGCCGACUGCGAGCUUUGCGCUACGAACGCAACCAGUUCAACUCGGCCCAGCGGCCGGUGGACGGACAGCGUUUCCUGGAGAUGUGCUCAUCCUGCGGUGUGCAACCUGGGGAGCGGCCUGUCCUCUUGGAGGGCCUGGAUGACCUCAUCACAGCGCUGGAAGGGGAGAUCCAAGACUUGGAGGAGCUGAGGCGUGACAUCGACUGCGGCCAGGUGCAGUUCCACGGCCUCGGCGAGGUCUUUUGCCCAGGCGAGAAGGUUUUUACCACGGUGGACGGGAUAGGGGAGAUGCUGGGCCUCACGGUGCUGCAGAGUUGGUAUCAGCUCCGCCACUCUCUCUUCGGCCCAGAGAAGUCCUUCCAUGUAGAGUUGGAGUUCCUGGGGGCUGUGGGCAGCACCUUUGCAAGGAUCAACUUUCAGGAUGUUAUGUCCACCUUUCAGGGGGUCAGAAAGCUGGACACCCUUCUCUACCAGGUCAUGAAGCCAGACUUGAUGCAAAAGCUGCACCAGAGGGGUCGGAAGUAUGUCGCAGCCGCCGCCACGCCUUAUGUGCAGUACGCCCGGGGGUCCUUCUUUGCGCACGGGCGCUCGAAGCAUGCCUCGCUCUCUGGGGGCCGCGUGAUGCUGGACACACAGCGGGGCCAGGAAUACGGAAGCUAUGCUGCCCGAGGGGGUGACAACUGCUCCCUUGCCCUGCAGCAAGCAGUGAAGGCGUUGAAGCAGCAGAUGAAGCACGGGACGGAGGCGCUGCGUUUGGUACCCGAACCGUCGGAGGAGGAGGUAUGGAUGGCCUGGCCAGCCCUGGUGGGGUUCAGCUUCACCGCCAAGUGCUGGGGCCAGGUAUUGGUGGCAGACACCACUCCGAUCAAGUUCCGGUCGAAUGCUUUUGAACAACUGGUCUUGCCUGCGGAGAUGAAGGAGAUCAUCCGGUCAGCUGUCCGCCAUGCGGCAUCAAGCGGGCUGGACUUUAUUGAGGGCAAGGGUGACAACACCAUUUUCCUCCUCUACGGCCCGCCUGGGUGCGGAAAAACGUUGACUGCUGAAGCUAUAGCUGAAAUGCUCCACAUGCCUCUCUACGUGGUCACUGCGGGGGACUUGGGCAUCAGUGCGCAGGAGGUGGAGCAAAACCUCUCACAGGUGCUUCACUUAUGCAGCGAGUGGAAUGCCCUGACCCUCAUUGAUGAGGCCGACAUCUUCCUGGAAGCCAGGAGUUCUUCGGAGUUGCAGCGGAAUGCCUUGGUGUGCGUGAUGCUUCGGCUCUUGGAAUACCAUCAAGGCAUUCUUUUCCUGACAACCAACCGCGCCAGCAACAUCGAUCCAGCGGUGCGCUCGCGAAUCACUGUGGCGCUCCAGUACGAGGCGCUGUCUCAGAGCGGGCGCGAGGCAGUUUGGCAGAACAUGCUGCAGAAAAUCCAUCAUGGACCAGCAGACCCUGGCAAGCUUGCAAGGCACGUUCUGAACGGUCGCCAGAUCAAGAGCUGCCUUCUUCUGGCGAACGCGCUGGCUGCCGAAAGAGGCGAGGAGGUCUCUGAUGCCUUGAUCGAGCGGGCUGUGGCAGUCGUGGGCGGGCACAUAGGCCGCAGCGCUGGUGCUGAGGAUGUGGUGCAGGAGCCGAAAUCUGCGCGGCGAGUUUUGAUGCCGGGCACGUCAGCGGUGGCCUUGCCACAAACAAUUCAAAGAGACGCGAUGGCGCAGGUCACCCCUCGUGUGUCGCGGGAGGUGCUCCUGCAGCCCCGCAACUCCGUCCACCCGGUGCUGCCCGGGCCCCACUAUGCCCCUGUGUCAGGCUCCCUGACAGCCCAGCCGGGCCCGAAGCCACGCUGGGACUUGGCGUCACGCCAGCCCUUGGCGUUCCAGGCCGGCGUUCUUGGCCAUGACUCCAACAGCCUGAUGUCCGACGGGCCCCCUAUGGACCCCUCAGCCGUCUUCCGCUAAGCGAAAUGUCCGAAGAACUGUGUGCUUCUUACAGCAGAGCUCUCAAAGAAAGCUGAGCUCGCAAAAAGAAGCAGCUGAGACCCGGGAUCUCAAGAAGCCUGCGUAGUUUGGCGCAGGCUUCGUACAUUUGUUGUGAUAUAGCCUGUCGCCGUGAGAAACAUCUCGUGCGCCAGAGUUGCUUCAGAUCGUGCCAUGCAGGCUGGCCGAAAAAGUUGUUGUGCCGA